This is a messenger RNA of Vicia villosa (hairy vetch), 983 nucleotides long. RefSeq lists its product as uncharacterized. The record is from RefSeq and is a predicted model, not a curated record. The transcript has a single exon. Bases 67 to 717 code for a protein of 216 amino acids. Lineage: Eukaryota; Viridiplantae; Streptophyta; Magnoliopsida; Fabales; Fabaceae.
ACUUGUAACAAACAUUCAAGCAAGGUUAGAGAAUUGAUAUUGAUAAUCAAGAAUCAAAUCAAUAAAAUGAGUAUGAAUAUUCAUCAAGAGAAUUCUCAGAAAUCUAGUGGUAAGAAGUUCUUUGAGCGUGCAGCAAAGUGGUUUGAAUACAAAGAUAAAGGAGAAUGGAUAAAAGAUAUGAAAAAUAGCAUAGGUAUAGCAGUUUCUAUAAUCGCAACCGUAACAUUUUCACUCGCCACUAAUCCACCCGGUGGCGUCGUGCAAGCGGGUCCUGACGAUUUUCCCUUUUCUACAAACGAUACAUUUUGUUUGAAAUUGAAUACGACGUCCAGAGAUCGUAUAUGUGCUGGAGAAUCUAUCUUGGCUACUUCAAACAAGGAAGAUUAUCUUGCAUUUUUGGUAUGCAAUACAAUUUGUUUCAUUUCAUCACUUAGUGUUCUUCUCUUGCUUGUUAGUGGAAUUCCUAUAAGAAAAACGUUUCUAUUAUGGCUUUUGUCAUUUGGAAUGUGUGUCAUACUCACAAGUUUUGCUCUUACCUACAUGUUUGCUGUUUAUAUGGUCACACCAAAAGUCAUUUGGAGUUCUCUUUUAGAAAAUGUGUUUGGUAUUGUUAUUGUUGUUUGGGCUUCGUUUGUUGUACUUCUUGCUGCUUUUUUCAUUGUUCGCCUUAUUGUAAGGGGUGUCCAUAAAGUUUCGCAACUGAGAAACUUGAAUUAAUCCAGUCUUUGUGGUUUCAGAUUGUUUCACAAUAAUAUGUUUGUUUAAGAGUGUCAAUUAUGUUAUUAAAAAAAAUUCAAUUAUGUAUUUGUAUUGGUUGUAAUUUGUAUCAUGUAGUCGAUAAGACUUCAUUGAUGUUGUACUAGUACUUCUUGUAAUUUGAAUUCAGUGUUUGGUUAAAAUAGGCCUAUGUUAUGUAAUCUAAUUCGGUUUAUUUAUCAAAAAGAAUCAUGUAAUUGUAUUAUGUAAAUGUUUAGUGGAAUAAA